Molecule: messenger RNA, 1168 nt
Organism: Saprolegnia diclina VS20
Lineage: Eukaryota; Oomycota; Saprolegniomycetes; Saprolegniales; Saprolegniaceae
Exons: 1
Coding region: 12-1139 (375 amino acids)
Source: RefSeq, a predicted model, not a curated record
UGGCACACGACAUGGUACCGACCGCGCUCCGCCGAGCAGUCCUCGAGUUCGCCAUCGACGUCUACCGCCCGCUCUCGAUGGACGCCGCCGCCUUGCGCCUCGUCAACCAUGCGUGGGCGGAUGCCGUCGCAAGCGUCCCACUGCGCGUCCGCGUGCACAUUCUCUCGACCACGUCGCAGCAAGACGACCAUGUCGUGCGCCUCUGCGCUGUCUCGGCCGACCCGUUCCGAUACCCGCUCGUGGCCAACGUGCACAGCGUUGACGGCAUGGACGCCGACUACUUUGCCCAAGUCGAGCUGCACCCGUGGACAUGGAUGACGCUCGAGACAAGCGAUGCGCUUCACGCUGCCCUCACGCGCCUGCUGGAGCGUGCGACUGGGUCGCAGCACGUGGUCGUGACCAACGUGAUUGCGAACGCCAGCAAGUGCCAACCGCCCAAGUUUGCCGAUGCCGUUGCGUACGAAGACACGCUCGACGAUCGCAAGUGGUGCCGGCUCAAGCGCCGCAAGACGGCGGACGCGGUGCUACCGCUCUCGGCGCUGCGAGCUGUGCGCAUUCAACCUGGCGCGCUUCUUCAUUGGCGCGAGUUCAAUUUGAGUUUUCUGGACUUUCCGCAAUUGCGCCAGCUCACUUUGCACCAAGACGCGUGGCAUCUCAACACGUCGUACGAGCGCCAUGGAGCGCUGACCACGCUCGACUUGCACGUCGACGGCUGGCAGGUCGCCGCGUACGACCAGAGCAUAUGCGCCAGCAGCGUCUCGCUUCGACACGUCCAGUGUCCUUUGCUGGUACAGGCGCCGUUGCAUGUCGAGACGAUCGGCGUGCUCCUGCCGACAGAUCUGAACAAGGCGAAUGGCGCCGACCCGAUGCUCGGCGAGAACGUGCAAACGCUCGUCAUUGCUACGACCGAGACGGCGUGGACGGACGGCCACGACGACUGGCUGCGCCAUGUGACGUCCCAAGUGACCAAGGUCGUCGUUGGCGUCGACGACAAGCACCUGCCUGAGAUGCAGGCGCGCGCAGCCCAGUGGAGGACGCAGUAUCCGCGUCAGCAAUGCGUCGUUGAGCGGAGGGAUCCAUCAGACAUGGAUGCUGAUCCAAGCGACGACUUUCCCUCGUACCUUCGCCAGGCGCCGUAACCACGACGUGUAUAUAUCAAUUUUCCAAA